UUUUUUUUUCUCGGUAGACUGAGAGGGAGCAGGGACAACAGGAGAGAGGGAGACAGACAGAGAGAGAGAGAGAGAGAGAGAGAGAGAGGAGGGAGGGAGUCUGAAAUCUCCAGCUCCAGUACCUGUUAGAGCGCUGGAUGGCCGAGUGAUCAGAUUAGAGGUGUCACUGUUCGUUAAUCUGGGAGGCAGCGACAGACGGCCACACACGCCGCUUCCGCGCACCGCUCCAUUCAUCGGCGGCGAAGGGGAGCGCAGAAGAUUGGAUAUUGACGCGCGUCGGGGAAUUUCCUCCCCUCUUUAUUUUUUUCUCUUUUGUUUUUCUUUUACAAUGGAUACCUGCAGGGUACGAUCCUGGCUGUUUCUGGUCCUGUUAUGUCAGGACGCUUGUUGGGCAUCGCAGUUUCCGACACAGCUCAUGAUUAAAGAAUGGGUUGAUCAGAUGCAGAAAGAGCUCGUCACCCUGGCAGACACGGCCACAGCUGGGAAAAGCCUCACUCAGAUUUUUGAGAGAAACAUGCACCUCUACACUGUGGAGCAAAAUGAUGCGGAGGAGCUUGUGGCCAGAGCAGCGAGGAACAUAGAACAGCUGCUGCGGAAGAGGUCUGCUGCCUUGAAGAAACUGGCCACAGCUGCUGAGCAAUUCCAGAUGUCGCAUGCAUGGAAAAACGAGUUUGAGGAUGAUGAAAUUGCCUACUACAACGCAAAGGACAACCUGGAUGCAAAUGAGACAGAGGGAAGAAAAUACAGGAUCCGUCCGGACUUUAAAGAGGACUCAUCAUUUAAACGUUUGACCGACCACAACCACACGGCUGUCCACAUUCCCACUGAUAUCUAUGAUGGCUCCACCAUUGUGCUGAAUGAGCUGAGCUGGACGGAGGCAUUGGAGGAUGUGUUCAGAAAGAAUAGGGAGGAUGACCCCACCCUCCUCUGGCAGGUGUUUGGUAGUGCUACAGGCCUGGCCCGCUACUAUCCAGCCUCUCCCUGGAUGGAUGCUCGGAAGACCCCCAGUAAAAUUGAUCUCUAUGAUGUCCGCAGGAGGCCAUGGUACAUUCAAGGAGCUGCCUCACCCAAAGAUAUGCUAAUCCUCGUCGAUGCGAGUGGCAGUGUGUCUGGCUUGACUCUCAAACUGAUCAGGACCUCUGUCAGUGAGAUGCUGGAGACUCUGUCCGACGACGACUAUGUCAAUGUAGUUUAUUUUAACACCAGGGUGAAUAAGACGGCAUGCUUCGACCAUCUGGUUCAAGCCAACGUGAGGAACAAAAAGCUGCUGAAGGAUGCCGUGCAGAACAUCACAGCUAAAGGAAUUACAAACUACACAAAAGGCUUCGAGUUUGCUUUUGAGCAGCUCUCUGUGACUAAUGUGAGCAGAGCAAACUGCAACAAGAUCAUCAUGCUGUUUACUGAUGGAGGAGAGGAAAGAGCUCAGGCCAUACUGGAGAAAUACAAUGCAGACAAAAAGGUGAGAAUCUUCACCUUCUCAGUAGGACAACACAACUACGAUAAAGGACCCAUUCAGUGGAUGGCCUGCUCCAACAAAGGUUACUUCUAUGAGAUUCCUUCCAUUGGCGCCAUCAGAAUAAAUACACAGGAGUACCUAGAUGUCUUGGGAAGACCCAUGGUUCUAGCAGACAAGCAGGCCAAACAGGUCCAAUGGACAAAUGUAUACCUUGAUGCUCUGGAACUGGGUCUGGUCAUCACUGGAACACUACCCGUCUUCAACAGAACCAAGUAUAUGGAUGACCGGAAUGGCGAGCACCAGAAUCAGUUGAUUCUUGGCGUAAUGGGGAUUGACGUGUCUCUUGAUGACAUCAAGAAGCUCACGCCACGCUUCACAAUUGGUCCAAAUGGAUAUUACUUUGCCAUUGAUCCCAACGGAUAUGUCCUGCUGCACCCCAAUCUCCAACCAAAGAAAAGGAUUCGUAACAGGAAGCUCAGGCUCAAUAAUAAGUAUGCUGUCACUUUUCACGAGGAGCCUGUUACUCUGGACUUUCUGGAUGCCGAGCUGGAGAAUGACAUCAAAGUGGAGAUCAGGAAAAUGAUGAUUGACGGCGAGACGGGAGAACAAACCAUUCACACUCUGGUGAAAACUCAGGAUGAGAGGUACAUAGACAGAGGAAUUAGGACCUACACAUGGGCACCAGUCAAUGGAACAGAUUACAGCCUGGCCCUUGUUUUGCCAAAAUACAGCGAACACUUCAUUCAAGCUAAACUGGGAGAAGAUAUGAUACAAGCCAUGUCUAUGGAGACCAUACAGCCAGAGAGGUUUGAUGACUUUGGUUACACCUACAUCGCUCCCAGGGAGUACUGCAAAGAGCUGAAGUUGUCAGUCAACAACACCCAGUUUCUCCUCGACUUCAACCAGUACAUUGACAGAAACACUCCAGAUGCAUGUAAUGUAUCCCUCGUGAGCCGACUAAUCCUGGAUGCAGGUCUGACAGCUGAACUGGUUAAACUUUGGAACGAGCAGACAGUGGAUGGGAUAGUGGCCAGGUUUGUAGCAACAGAUGGAGGAAUCACAAGAGUCUAUCCAAGAAGCGCCGGGGAAGAGUGGACAGAGAAUCCUGAGACGUAUGAGUCCAGCUUCUACAAGAGGACCCUGGACAAUGAAAUUUAUAUUUUCACAGCUCCAUCUUUCAACGCAGAGAGCAGGGAGUCUGUGUCUGAGUCAGGUAUUCUGGUGAGCAAAGCGGUUGACCUCGUCAUCGAUGAAGUCACGCUCAAACCAGCAGUGGUAGGAGUGAAACUCAAUGUCUCAUUCUGGAUGAACAGUUUCAUGAACGCUACACUAAAACUGAAUUGCAAGGAUGAGAUUUGUGGCUGUCUGAGAAAUGACAAGCAUGUAGACUGCGUGAUACUGGAUGAUGGAGGAUUUCUUCUCAUGUCCAAUCAAGACGAAUAUAUUACCCUGAUAGGUCAGUUCUUUGGCGAGGUGGAUCCAGUGUUGAUGAUCAACCUUGUCAACACCUCUCUGUACUCCUUCAACAAGACCUAUGACUACCAGUCUGUGUGCGACCCGGAGAAAGACAGCAAGGCAGCGGCAGGACCUCGCUCAGUCUACGUGCCUACCAUUGCGGACGUGCUCAGUAUUGGCUGGUGGGCCUCCAGUGCUGCCUGGUCGAUACUCCAGCAGCUCUUCUUCAGUCUCAUGUUCCCCAACCUUCUAGAAGCAGCGGAUUCAGCAGAGGAAGACAUACCAGAUGCAAUGUUUAAGGAAAGCUGUAUCACAGAACAAACCCAGUACUUCUUUGACAAUGAUGAAAGCUCCUACUCAGGUGUCCUGGACUGUGGAAACUGUUCCAGGAUGUAUCGUGCCGAGAAGCUGCCCAACACCAACCUAGUGUUUCUGAUCACCGAUGCCAAGGCAACAUGUUUGUCGUGUGACCCCAGGCCUCUACGGCAGGCUGAGCAGCCCUCUGAAGGUCCAAAUCCAUGCGAGCUGGCUCAGAAUCCUAGAUACCGCAAAGGGCCGGACGUGUGUUUUGACAACAAUGAAAAUGAUGAGCCCUUGUGCCCAAUCAGCAGAGAGUCUACGCUGAGUCCUACACCUUUUGUGUUGUUUGUGGUUCUGACUUCAGGGAAGAUGAUUCUGACUGCGGAGGAGGGACUUUUCUAAGCCCGAGUCUUUGGCCAAUGCUUGGCCUCCAACUGCUGCUGCUGUGGCUCAUCACAUCUUUACGACACUCAUGACCCCUACACACACACACACACACACACACACACACACACACACACACACACACACACACACACACACACACACACACACACACACACACACACACACACACACACACACUCACACUCAUACACUGAUCAUCAUCUCAUUUCACAGGAGGCCAGAAGACACUCCAGUUACGCCAUACAGGAUGUAUGCAGAAUAUUUGCAAGGAGACGUUUUUUUCUGAACCAGUAUCAGCAUUUCCAUUUUUCCAAUGCCAAAGGGUGCUCAUUCAUUUCCUCCUCAUCGUUUUCAAAAAUAGAGACACAUUUACUGUGCUCAGCUGCACUCAUUUCCAUGAUAUACUCCUUAAUACUCUCCUAUGGUGCAAGAGUAAGAGCUAACCAAACCCUUUAAUUCUGCCUCAUUUGUUUCUGUGAUUUAUUUUGCGGAGGAUGAAGAGUUAUCCCACUAUGCCAACUAAAUAUCAUUCAAAGACUGUAUGUUCACUGACAGCAUUGAUUUGUGUAGUUGUCAGUAUUGUUUGUUGCUUAUUCUAUUUAUUGCGUAUGAAUCAUUAUGCUGUAAUGAUUGUUUCUUUCGGCAACCAGUGCAACUAUGAAGAAUAUCCCUUCGGUUUUGAGUGUUUUUAAAUGUACUUACCUAUCUAUUUCAGUUUUUGUACUCCAAAAUCAACUAGCAUUUUGUGACUAGCUAGGUGUUGUAUUGUAGAAGCAUGUGCUCGGUACAGAGCUAAAGACAAUACCAACACUUUGACACCAAAGCUCCACAAAGUACCAAGGACCACAGAUACACGCAAAGCUACUACAGAGAAUCUGCAGGCUAGUUUAUUUGACGAAAUUCCUCAGAUGUGGGUGUACAUCAGUAUUCAACUUACGGUGUUAGAUAGAUCGCUACCUUAGAUUUCUCCCUGAGAAUGAGGUCAAUGUGCACCCAACGUGAAAAAACUAUUAAGAUAUUACAAUUUCAAAUAUGUUUGUGGUUGUCUUGGUUUGGUUGUCUUCAGUUUGAUGCAUCAAAUUCCCAGUGCCUACAUAGUAGCUCAGACGGUCUGGUAUCUGACUGAAGCAACACAUCAGUGUUGUAUUCUGACCAUGUAUGCUUCUUGGCGAACACUCGCUGCAGUAGAAAAGAGAGGGUAGCCCUUGCAGUAAUAUGUUAUGAAAUGGGCCCAAUGUGCUGCAGUUAUUCUAAUUUAUGUGGCCCAGGCAACAGUAGAAACAACCAGUGGCUUUGAUCGUGGGAGAUUAAUAUUAGUUUCUUGCCUGGUCAAAAGUAAACUUCAACCAGACUUGAGCUUGUGUUCCAACACCUCUCUUUAUUAAUCCUGUUUCUGUUCCCUUCUCUGGAUCACCAGACUCAGGAGCCAAGAUGACUUGUGAAUGAGAUCAGCAUAUCAAUAUGACUGUUUCUUUGGGGUUUUUUUUUCUUCUUUUCCUCGCUGUUCUCUUCUUUAUGCUUGUUUCCUCUUUGUGUUGCUCUAUAAGUGCUGUGAAGCAGACGCUGAAGGCUCAGUGUCGAAAUGCUGCAAUGUCAUGGGAUGAGCUUGUUCUGUGUUUGAACACUGUCUAUGCCUACGAUCAGCAUCAGGGCCUGCUGGAGAGAACUUUUGAGAACACACUACUACCAAUGAUGAUUUUGCAUUGCCUUACUUUUUCAUGAGUCAUAAAGAUCACACAUGGGUUAAGUUCAUCCGUUUCCCCCCCUUGUUUUGUAGUUCUCUCCACCUUGCCUUCGUGGUGACAUGCUGGUGUUGAGUGAUCAGGUUAUGCUGUCUAUCAAAGUCGCGUGUUGACUUGUGUUUUAUCCCGGGGGUCCCGUGUCUAUGUGCAGGCAUGUGCGUGUCCCUCCGAUAUCUGAUUGUGCUUUAAUACCGUACAUGAAAUACUCUUUUGUGGAACUUCACUAGCCUGAAUAAAUUUUGUAUACAUUUGUACACUAAUACUAUUUACUGUAUAAAAGAGAAAAAGAAAGAAAAGAAAAUUUGUUUAUAAUAUGGUGUUGAUUAUUGUGCAAAUAUGAUAUAUUCACAAUAAAAGUGUUGUAUUGUUA
This is a messenger RNA of Amphiprion ocellaris (clown anemonefish), 5731 nucleotides long. RefSeq names its product voltage-dependent calcium channel subunit alpha-2/delta-1. The coding region runs from base 329 to 3613 and encodes 1094 amino acids. The record is from RefSeq and is a predicted model, not a curated record. Gene Ontology annotation, molecular function: voltage-gated calcium channel activity. NCBI's taxonomy places the organism in Eukaryota, Metazoa, Chordata, Actinopteri, Pomacentridae. The transcript is spliced from 40 exons. Gene Ontology annotation, cellular component: L-type voltage-gated calcium channel complex.